GCCUGCCAUUAAACAACUCCCCAAUGAACAGAGCAAAACUUUUGAAAAACGGAGCCACCAACCACUCUCCUCUCUGUUUCCAACAUUACCACCGCCACCUCCACCAAUGGCAACAAGAAGAACCUACCUUGAUAAACCAGCCUACCUCUACCUCCACGGCGGCGGAGACCCAGAUCGGAAAGACGCUGCUUUCCCAUCAGUGGCUCCCUCCGACGCCCAAUUCGAGCUCGACGAAUCCGAGCUCUGGGACAACGACAUUGAUCCCAGCGAAACCCCAUUCCCUCCCGAGUCAAAAAACCCGAUACCCGCUUCGAAAAGGCCGGCGCGGAGGGGCGCCGCGGCCGCAGCCGACCGGCGGCAUAUGGGCCCCUCCGCGUCGUUGCCGGUGAACGUGCCGGACUGGUCGAAGAUCCUCCGCGGCUGCGAGCGGCGGAGAGCGGUGGAGGACGGCGGCGACGAGGGCGAGGAGGAUUCGGAAGGGAGGAUCCCGCCGCACGAGUAUUUGGCGAGGACGAGAAGGGCCUCCUUCUCUGUCCACGAAGGUAACGGGAGGACUCUGAAAGGGAGGGAUUUGAGUAGGGUUAGAAAUGCAAUUUGGAAACAAACUGGGUUUGAAGAUUAAUUAAUGUAGAAGAUUAGUGAUAAUAGUGUAAAUUACUUAAUAAAUGAUGAGGGGGACAUAUGUGCAAUCAUAUGAAAUUUUGGGGAGCUGAAAUCUAAAUGUCUCUCUCUCUUGAUAGUCAUCCGUUGUGCGGAGUAAUUAUUCAGUGCUCUUCUUGAGUAACCGUCAAGCUACACGUUUAUACCGGCCUCGUAAGCGUGUGAGGGGCGCUGGCUAAUUUUUCCAUUUUUUUUUGUUGCGAUUUCGUCCCUCGGGCUUUUUUUUUUGUUUCGCCUUUGGGGUAUGGGACUUGAGGUCGGAGGAUCGCUCGUGUAUGUAGUCCUGACUUUUGGGAUCGUAGUGAAAACUCGCUUUUUGCACUUUUUGCUUAAUGGAACUUCAGUUAUA
Messenger RNA from Rhododendron vialii, 1009 nucleotides. Its product is annotated as protein S40-4-like. Lineage: Eukaryota; Viridiplantae; Streptophyta; Magnoliopsida; Ericales; Ericaceae. The transcript has a single exon. The record is from RefSeq and is a predicted model, not a curated record. The coding region runs from base 107 to 622 and encodes 171 amino acids.